Messenger RNA from Parnassius mnemosyne (clouded apollo), 1293 nucleotides. Lineage: Eukaryota; Metazoa; Arthropoda; Insecta; Lepidoptera; Papilionidae. The record is from the annotation of a GenBank genome assembly.
AUGGCCACAAAUUUAGAUUUUAAUAAAAUUUGUCGUGCAUGUUUAUCUGAUGCUGGACCACUUAAAGAAAUAUUUACUGUAUGUUCAGUUGAAGUAUUCAAGUAUUGCACUUCCGUAGAGAUUUCAGAAAGUGAUGCACUUCCCAAGUUAAUCUGCCAAACAUGCCUUGACUUGCUGAAUAAAUUGUACUACUUCAAGCAAGUAGUUGUGCGCUCUAAUAUUAUAUUGAAGCAGCAAUGCUCCAUGCAUAUUGAUAAGGAGCUGAAACUGGAACAGCAUAAUGCCGAAAACAAUAUUGUACAAGUUAACCUGAACAACCUCACUGAUGCUCAAAUACAUGGCAACAGUAAUAUCAGACGAGAAGAGCAGCCAAAAGUUAGGAGAAGAAGAAGAGCACAAGCACAAUGUACAGAACAGCCUAUAAAAAAGAGAGAACGAAUGAAAUGCAUGAAAUGUGGGAAAAAUUUUCAGAAGUAUGAGAAUUUUGAAGCUCAUAUGCGUAGUCAUUUUGGCAAGAAGCCCGACAUAAAGUGCAAGUACUGCGACAAGACAUUCCUGACGCUCCGCAACCUGAACAGCCACGUGCGCGUGCACACGGCCGUGCGCAAGUACCAGUGCCGCACCUGCAGCAAGAGCUUCGCCUACCUCAACGUGCUCAAGAACCACGAGAUGAUACACGCCGGCCUCAAGAGGCACAUGUGCCACCUCUGCGAUGCAAAGUUUGUGCAGGCCUACAAUCUCAAGAUGCAUAUAGAGACUCACAACAAUGAGAAAAACUAUGGGUGCUCUCAAUGUGGCAAGAAGUUUGCGCAGCCUGGCAACCUUAAAAUCCAUCUCAUUCGACAUACUGGAAUCAAGAACUUCGCCUGCACAAUGUGUGAUAUGCGGUUUUAUAUUAAGGCAGAUCUCGUGAAGCACAUGAGAUCGCACUCAUCAGACAAACCAUUCUCGUGUCAAGUGUGUGAUAAAACAUUCAAGAGCAGGAGUUUCCAAGCUAUACACAUGCGCACCCAUACUGGUGAACGUCCUUAUGCCUGUGAUCUUUGCCCAAAGAAAUUUAUGGCGCGAAAAGACCUUAGAAACCAUAGAAUGAUACACACUGGGGAGAAACCUCAUAAAUGUCAACUGUGCAACCAAGCGUUUAUACAGAAAUGUGCUUUGAACAGACAUAUGAAGGGACAUGGAAAAACUGCGGAGGACACGCAGAAUAUAAUGGUCAGGCCGCAAAUGCAACCGAUGGAGAACACCACGCCUUUAGGACUGUCUUACACACAUUGGCAUGGGGAAGCUUGA